ACCUCCAUGUGAUGGCUUCAAAAGAUAAAGAGACGGCGUUUGCACCGGUCUCGACGAUCAAUUCGACACUUUUACUUGAUGCUAAUCCCUCCAGCACUUCUCAAGCCACCGAAUCCAAGUCUAAGCCCCAACGCUCCUCUUUCAAGCACCUCUUCUCCUUUACGAGAUGGAAUCACACGGCGUCGCUACUUGCGGCUCUGGUUGCGUCUGCCGCAUUUGCCUCGGUCAAAUCAGUUCUAUCUGUGGUCUUGGGCAAAAUCUUCGACGCUGUCUCCGACUUUGGGGCUGGCCAUGGUUCUGGCAGUGAGACUCUGAGCAACGUAGCUCGCUGGGCUCUGGUCCUGCUGGGCAUGGGGGCUGCCAAUUGGCUCGCAACUACGGCACUCCUAUUGCUAUGGGUCAUUUUCGGCGAACUGCAAGCCAACUGUGCUCGAAAAGAAAUCUUUGAAAGUCUGUUGUCCAAGGAGAUGUCAUGGUACGACUCGUUAGACCAGGGCAUCUCUAGUCUGCUGGUCAGAAUACAGACGCAAACUCGGGAGCUUCAACUGGCGACGUCUCAGGUUCUCGGAUUGCUGGUCACAGAUCUGAUUGUUUCCAUCGCUUCGCUCGCUAUCGCCUUGUCUUAUUCCUGGAAGCUCACUCUGGUUCUCGUCGCAACCCUACCAAUUUCCAUGGUCGUCAUGUCGCUGGCAACUCACCGGCUGGACCCGGCAAUCCAAGCUCAGAAGCAUCAUCAAGAGACCGCGUCAAAGUUUGCUACCUCUUCUAUAAAAGCAAUCGAGAUUGUCAAAAUCUUCAACGGAGUCGAUCGUGAGCUCGGGCAGUAUUACGAGGCAACCAAGCUGGCUAGCAACCAAUAUCUCGUCCAAGCCAAGUGCAAUUGCUUUCAGAUGGGCUAUGUCGCCUUCUGGGUCAUUGGCAUGUUCGUCGCGGCCUUCUGGUACGGCACCAUCCUCGUCGACCAAGGACUGAGCCCUGGCCAUGUCAUCACUACCUUUUUCGCAACCCUUUCGGCAUUCCAGGGAGUCGAGGCUUUACUCCCACACUGGCUGGUUCUGUCAAAAGGCAUGUCAGCAGGGUCAUUCCUUUCAUCCUUAUCGAACAAGCGUGAUGACGAGGCGGCCAAUACGGAAAGGGGCCAGAUCCGGCCGGAGGCCUGUGUCGGAAAGGUGGACUUGGUUGAUGUCACAUUCGCCUAUCCGUCGAAUCCCACAAAGACGGUCCUCAAUAGAUCAUCCUUGUCCUUCUUGCCAGGCCAGCUCACCUUUAUUGUGGGAAGAAGCGGAUCUGGGAAGAGCACCAUCGGAAAUCUUAUUGCCCAAUUCUACAAUCCUUCGUCGGGGAUUGUCUGCUUAGAUGGGCAUCCCUUGACGACUCUGGAUGCCGAUUGGGUUCGAUCCAAUGUUACUCUCAUUCAGCAGUUGAGCGUCUUGUUUGACAAUAGUGUCUUCAACAAUGUUGCCAUUAGCCUCGGCGACCCGGAAAAGGUAUCUAAAGAAGAUGUUGCAUCUGCUUGCGAAUUUGCAUUACUACAGUCCACAAUUAGCAGCCUUCCCGAAGGUAUCGAAACACGCAUCGGUCCAACUGGAAUUCAGCUGAGUGGGGGCCAAAUACAGAGACUUGCACUUGCUCGGGCAAGAGUUCGAGAUCCGACUGUCCUGAUUCUUGAUGAAGUGACGAGCAGUCUGGAUCAGAUUAACCGGGGCCUGGUGAUUGAUGCUAUCAGGGAGUGGCGCCGAGAAAAAACCACCAUCAUCAUCACACAUGAUAUUGAUCAAGUCGAAGAUGAAGACUAUGUCUACGUCAUGGAGAACGCUUCUCUGGUGCAACAAGGGUUACGGAAAGAGCUGGACACGCUUUCAUCGGGGCCAUUCGCAACUUUAUCUCGCCUGGCUCCCGUCGAAGCAAGGUCUGCUAUACCGAUUCAGAUGGAACGAACCGCACAUGGUUUGCUCAGCUCGACCAGCCGUAGAACCUCGGCGAUGUCCGAACUCUCCCAUAACAAGACACAAUCCAUAACGAACCCUGCCCGGAAACGGUUCUCUCAGUAUAAGGCGCUGGGAGCUGGCACAGCGGUUGCCUUGGAAAUGAGGAAGAAGCAGAUAUGGGAAGGCUCCGAUGUCGAAGGAGAGCCCAGGAAACCUGGCAGAUUCGGAUCUUUUUGCGAAGCUGAGAAGAGAAAGUCUUCCAACUCCACUGACGAGUUACUGGAAUCACCUCGCAGAUGCAGUGCCCCGGAGCCUGAUGACCUAUUCUAUGUCUUUGGCAAAGCGGAACGCCGAGAGGAUAUCCCUGGCCUGCGCCUCGCUGCCGGCCGUGAACCCCCAACCAUGGACGAGGAGAUCAUCAGGAACAACGGAACCUCCAAGCCGAGCACCCUGCUAUCCACACUAGGUACUGUUUGGCCAACUCUCACGGCAUCCGAUCGAGCAAUUUUUAUCACCGGGAUCGUGGUGUGCAUCAUCAGUGCUGCGGCAACGCCCAUGUUUUCAUUCUGUCUCUCACAGCUGUUCGGGGUGCUGUGGCUUCCAGACAACAGGGCGGCUGAAGCGAAGAAGUGGGCAUUGUAUCUGAUGGCUACAGGAAUCCUUGAUGGUACUUCCACUGCUUUUGGCCACUACAUGCUCGAGAGAACCGGCCAGUCUUGGGUGACUGCUCUUCGCUUGGAGGCUCUGAAGAAAAUCCUGCAGCAGCCCAAGUCGUGGUUUGACAAGGAAGCGAACUCGGCUAGUCGAAUCAAUGAAUGUCUUGACAGGGACUCGGAAGAGACGCGAAACAUUGUCGGGCGAUUCAUUCCCCUCUUCAUUAGUGCUUUUGGCAUGAUCUCGAUAUCUGUGAUAUGGGCGCUUACAGUAUCCUGGAAGCUCACACUUGUCGCCCUCUCACCCUUGCCCCUGAUCGCGGGAGCCGUCAAGGGAUACGCCGUUCUCAGCGAAAAGUGGGAAACGAGAUGCAACCAGGGGGCGACAGAUGCCGGCGCGCUUCUCAAUGAGACCUUUGUCAACAUCCGUGUCGUGCGAGCACUGAACCUUGAGAAAUAUUUCAGUGCAAAGUACCAGAAACUGAUUACGCAUGUCCUCGGCCUGGGUAAGCGGAGGGCAGGUUAUACUUGCGGAUUGUUUGGGCUAUACGAGUCCAUGAGCUUCCCCAUGACGGCGCUGGUGUUCUAUUAUGCUACGGUGCUACUGACUCGCAGUGACGGCGUGACUCUCACGCAGAUGCUGCAGGUCAUCAACCUGCUGCUGUUCAGUAUCGGCAUGUCGGCCGGUGCUUUGGAUGGCAUGCCUCAGCUGACAAUGGCCCAAGCAACCGCGGUACGGCUGCUAGGUUACGUGACGAUGCCCAUCGAACCCGAAGAAGAAGGCCAAGGAAGAACAAAGAUCUCGAACCCUUUGCCCAUUCAGCUCAGGGACGUGGAAUUUGCGUACUCCCAGUCUCCCAACGCGCAAGUUCUCCGCGGAAUAUCCUUUGACAUUACGCCCGGGAGCUGCACCGCCGUCGUCGGCUCCUCCGGCUCUGGCAAAUCCACCCUUAUAUCCCUCCUCAUGGGUCUCUACCGCCCUUCAAACGACACAGCAUCCUCGCUCACAUACGCCGGCGUCCCUUCUUCCGCCCUCAACACGCACCAUCUCCGCUCCCACAUGGCCUACGUCUCGCAAACGCCGCACCUCUUCCCCACCUCCAUCACCGAGAACAUCGCCUACGGCCUCCCCCCCUCCUCCCCCCUCCGCAACAACACCCACGCCGCCGCCAAAGCAGCCGGCAUCCACGACUUCAUCGUCUCCCUGCCCCAGGGGUACGCCACCCCCAUCGGCGAAGGCGGCAUCGCUCUUUCAGGGGGCCAGGCGCAGCGCCUGAGCAUCGCCCGCGCGCUUGUCCGCCAGCCGCGGCUCUUGGUCCUGGAUGAGCCGACGAGCGCGCUCGACGCGGAGUGUUCGGGAAUGAUUAGGGGGACGAUUUCAGAGCUCGUGGCUAGGGCGAGGACGACGACGACGACGACGGAGCCGGAGGGGGAGAUGGCGAUUGUCAUGGUUACGCACACGCCUGAGAUGAUGCGGAUAUGCGACAACAUCGUUGUGAUUGAUGGGGGCGUGAAAGUGGAGGAGGGGAGCUACGAGGAGCUGAUGAAGGCGAGGGGCUCGUUCAGACAUCUUGUUAGUAAGGGGGAUUGGCAUGGCGGGGAGAAGUCUUGA
Molecule: messenger RNA, 4193 nt
Organism: Trichoderma citrinoviride
Lineage: Eukaryota; Fungi; Ascomycota; Sordariomycetes; Hypocreales; Hypocreaceae
Product: ABC-transporter
Exons: 5
Coding region: 12-4193 (1393 amino acids)
Biological process (GO): transmembrane transport
Cellular component (GO): membrane
Molecular function (GO): ATP hydrolysis activity; ATP binding; ABC-type transporter activity
Source: RefSeq, a predicted model, not a curated record